This is a messenger RNA of Pyricularia grisea, 3399 nucleotides long. RefSeq lists its product as uncharacterized. The transcript has 5 exons. The coding region runs from base 87 to 1460 and encodes 457 amino acids. The record is from RefSeq and is a predicted model, not a curated record. Lineage: Eukaryota; Fungi; Ascomycota; Sordariomycetes; Magnaporthales; Pyriculariaceae.
AAAAAAAAAAAAAAAAAAUCCAAACGCCCAAGUACUUCGUAACUCACCUCUAAAAUCUCAGCUACGACAGCAGGGCAUCUCACAAAAUGACGACCAAGAUAGUCGCGGUGGCCGCCCUGGGUCUGCUCUGUCACGCUAAUGCGGUCAGCGCCCAGAACAACUCGGGCGCCUGUUCCACAGUUCUAGAACCAGCAAAUGGAAAGCCUGUUUUCGGAGGUGGAUGGGUCGGACAACUCGCCGCUAAUAAUCUCAACUCUCCUCGCGGCAUUAUUCUGGACAAAAACGGAAACCUCUUGGUUGUGGAAAGAAGUCGCGGAAUUCGGAGGAUAACCUGGAAAGACGAUGGCGGUGUGUGCGUCAACGUGGACAAGUCCGAAUCCUUGGUGCAGAUGAGUGAGCUGAACCAUGGCAUCGAGCUAUCUGAGGACGGCAAGACGCUAUAUGCUUCAACUGCCGAUGUCGUGUACUCCUGGAACUACGAUGCCGCCGCAGGAACCGUCAGUGACAGAAAGACACUUGUUCAGAACAUGACCAACUCAGGCCACACAAGUCGCACUUUGAUGCUUUCGCGCAAACAAAAGGGCAUGCUUCUCGUUUCCCGUGGCUCGGCCGAGAACAUGGACAUGACGACUCGCAACGUAGCGUCAGGGAUAUCUCAGAUACGCGCAUUUGACCUCAACAACAUGCCUAACGGUCGGCCUUUCAACCAUGCAUCCGAGGGCGAGCUGAUUGGCUGGGGUUUGCGAAAUUCUGUGGGCAUUGCAGAGCACCCGGUUACCGGCGGCAUCUACAGUGUCGAGAACUCGGCAGACGACGUCGAGAGGAUGGGCCGAGACAUCCACCGAGACAAUCCUGGAGAGGAAAUGAACUCGCACGGUGCACUGAACGACAGCUCUUUGCACGGCCGCAAUUAUGGCUAUCCUGAUUGCUUUGCUUUGUGGGAUACCAAUAUCCCUGACCGGGGCAACUUGAAUACCGGGAGCCAGUUCGCUCUCGGUAACAUCGACGGAGUCAACGAUGAGAAGUGUGCCAAGGAUUAUCAGGCACCUAGGCUAACCUUUCAGGCCCACACUGCGCCCCUUGAUAUAAAGUUUUCAAACGAUGGCAACGAGGCCUACGUUAGCUUCCAUGGAAGCUGGAAUCGCGAUGAUCCCGUUGGAUACCGCCUGUCACGCAUUCAGUUCGAAAACGGCGAGCCCAAGGAGCGUCCUGAUAGCCGCAAUUCAACGUCAGACAUCAUGUCCAAUCCCAAUCUUUCCGCCUGCCCACGAGGCUGCUUUAGGCCCGUCGGACUGGCCGUUGACUCUAAAGGUCGAAUCUUUAUGAGUUCAGACAGCACUGGAGAAAUCUAUGUUUUGCAACAAUCUGAAAAGUCCACCGGCGGCAUCGGAAACGGUAGCAACAAUGCUGGUGGCAGUAACGGCAGCGCCGCCCGUAAGUUAACAGCAACUCACCUAUAGCUGCUUUUGCUGCUGUUCGUGAAUAUGGUUGCCCCGAAAUAGUAAAGACAACAGUAGUCUUUCGUGGUGUAAUCUGGUUCAUGGACACGCAAUAUGAGAGCUACCCUAGCCCCAUGACUUGAAAGCCCCGAAUUCCUUUUUGCCCACAAACAUUUUAACUAACGUCAGGGUCGUUGGGUGGAAAUAUAGCUUAUCUUAGUAGCUCAAGUCUACUCGGAAGUCUCCUGCUUAUGCUGUACUAUUGCUUCACCGGACUAGUGCGCUAGUCCAGAAAACUUGGCGAAUAGAGCACCACGGAGAUGUUAUUUUUACUCGCAGGGUCCUACAGAACCAGACAGGCAGUCAACAAAUGACGAGAAGUUACUAUUCAGUCUCGUGAAUAGACUUUGUGUGAUCCGUGAAACAUUUACUUACUAAUCUUGCGCGACCUGUUUUCAUUGUCAUGGCCUCGUUGGCUAGCCGGUCAUGGAUGUUUCAAUAUAUGAGUCAGCGAGCUUGGAAUUUGGAUUCUGGUGCAUCACUGUCCCAGGCAUGAUCCACUGAUUGCAUACGAUAAGGGAAAAUGUGGGGUUUGCGGCUCAGCCGUCGUUGAUUAGCAUUAACGGAUAUUAACAAGUACAGUAAGAUACUUGAGAAGAGAGUCCUCAAGUUCUUAUGAUUUCCACCGUCUCGCCCCAGCCAGCUCGAGCCAUCCAGAAAAUCGCGUUGAGAGGCGUGGUCAAGAGACCCAGGACGCCGCCAAGAACACCCUUGAAAAUCUCAGGCCCCCAUUUGGGAUUAAAAACAGGAUCGUUCCCGUACCGGGUCGAGCCGAGUGACAGCAGAGCGCCGAUUGACGGCGGCCACAGAACCAAGACGCUAGGUACAGCUAGAAAGAGGCUUCUGAGGGCCUGGGCGACCACAAAGGCGAGGAAGCCCUUGGGGCCGUUGCCUGUGCAAUGGGCGGCGGACCUGUCGUCGUCGAGGAGAAAUAGCCAGCGUAGAAAGCGAGACUUGGGUCUGGGCAGGGACUGGAGUCUGAGGGGUUCGACCUUGUUGCCACGAAGGUCCCCCUUUAAGAUGGCGCUUUCUAUGAACCACGUGACUAGACACUGGAUGAUGAUGGUGACGGCCGUGUCCCCGGCAAGGGUGUUGGGGAACUGCCAGACCCUGAUUGGGUGCGUAUCGGGAUCUUGGUUGGCGUACAUUGCAUAUGCAAUUCCAAAAUUGAUGCCUCCUGAUAUCAGCAUGGCACCGAUUCCGUGCAUGCCCAGGAUGUAAAAGAUCUGGUGGGCAGUCAACCUCUUGGCGGGCUGGACAUGGUCAUAUGUCUUUUGGCCUGAUCCUGCCGCAUCAUCCGGCAAUACGUGCUGGCUCUCGACGUCUUGCGGGACGACGACGGUCGUCUCGGUGUCGUGAGACGGCCGAGCUGCUUCGGCAGCCACUGAUCGGAGCCGGUCCAUGCGGGUGGAUAUUUUUUUGGCCUGCCUGAGUGGUAACCUGAGUACGCCAAGAGGGGCGUGUUGAAUAUUAUAGAGACAGGCUGGGACUUUGUCACGAUAGCUUGCUGUAGAAGUAGAAUAUAAAGAUGAAACAAAUUGAGUAGUACAGUUUCAGAAUGAUGGGAAUACGAUUUUCUAGAAGGAAACAAAAAACGACUGUUUGUUUGACUCUCUUUCCUAACAAAAAAAAAGAAAAGUCCAACUCAGCACCUGUUCGCCCAGAAACUAAUGACUUGACCCUGGGGACGGAAGCACCGGGAUUCCAACAGGGUUCAAUUCAAAUCUCGGCCCAAAAAAAAAAGUUGUCAAGUGCCACUCUGGACCAGAACCCUUUCCUCGGCGCGGUCGGCAAACGUGAACCGUCCUAACCGCUAAUUGUCUUAGAGUCUGCAAUGGUGCGAUGUAACUCCAUUUUUUGCGAGAAAACGCCAUGUCCCCCUUAUGUGUCAAGAAUUUUG